Messenger RNA from Loxodonta africana (African savanna elephant), 3403 nucleotides. RefSeq names its product AGBL carboxypeptidase 1 (gene AGBL1). Gene Ontology annotation, molecular function: metallocarboxypeptidase activity; zinc ion binding. NCBI's taxonomy places the organism in Eukaryota, Metazoa, Chordata, Mammalia, Proboscidea, Elephantidae. The transcript has 22 exons. Gene Ontology annotation, biological process: proteolysis; protein side chain deglutamylation. The record is from RefSeq and is a predicted model, not a curated record. Bases 16 to 3366 code for a protein of 1116 amino acids.
CGGAGGAUUCACUACAUGAUCAGCAAGGGUGGCAGUGAAGCCCUUCUGCAAACUCUGGUGGACACAGCUAGGACUUUUUCCCCAGACUACGAUAUCCUCCUACCUCUCCUCCGGCUACUGGCCAAGGUUGGCCUAAGAGAUAAAAAGUUUGGACAGAAGGCCCUGGAAUUGGAGGCACUCGAUGUGACAUUGACUCUGGCCAGGAAAAACCUGUCCCACAGCCAGAACCUGCUACACUGUCUCUGGGCUCUGCGUGUGUUUGCCUCCCGUGUCACCACAGGAGCCAUGCUGGGGAUUAAUGGAGCAAUGGAACUGCUUUUCAAGGUCAUCACUCCUUAUUCCCGGAAGCACACUCGAAUAAUCAGGGCAGCCGCUGAAGUUCUGGCAGCACUGCUGAAAUCCAAGUCUAACAGCCGCAGGGCGGUGAACAGAGGCUACGUCACCAGCUUGCUCAGGCUGCAUCAGAACUGGCACAGCCAUGACACAGCCCACACCUAUGUGCAGAUCCGCCGGGCGCUUCUGCUCUGCCUCAAGCACGUCAGCACCUUCCGGUCUGGCAGGGAGGCCUUCCUGUCAUCCCAGGGCUUGGAGAUCCUCUUCGGCACCACACAGAACCACUUGGAUGACAAAAUUAUGGAGCCCCUCAUCUCCGUGGUGCUUCAGAUCCUGAGGCAGUGCUACCCUAAGAGCCUCCUUCCCUUGCCCACAGCCAGCAGUGCUUAUGCCUUCCCCAUCCCUGGGAGCAUCACCUCUGAGCCUCCACGUGUUCUAACUGAAGAGGAUUUUGAAGAUGAUGGUGACGAAGAGGUGGACAAAGACUCGGAUUCUGAAGAUGUGAAAGAGGAAGAUGAUGACUUGGAAACAGACGUGAACAAGCUGAGUUUCAAACCUGGCCUUGACCGAGCUGAAGAGGAGCUGGAGCAAUAUGAGGCCAUGUGUCUUGAGCUCUCCUAUAGCUUUGAGGAAUUGGAGCCCAGACUUGAAGGUGAUUUGAACUUUGAAGAGCCUCAGUGUGCCAAUCACCACCACAUUCCGGCUGCUGCCUCCCCAAAGCAGCAUGGCUUGAAUAAGGACCAGAGCCACUGGGGGCUUGAAAGAGAAGACACAGUCCAGGCUUCCCUCCUGAGCAUGGUGAAGAUGGGGAGGUCCAAUGUGCAUCUUGCCUCCAAAAGAAAACCAGCAAUGAAAACUUACCAAAAUGUACCAUCCAAUGGUCUUGGGAUAGAUUCUUCUGGAAAUGAAAUCCCUGAUAUUCAGGCUUCCCUCAAAGAGGAUGCUUGGGACAUAGAUGCAAUUUCCUGCCCAAGGAUGAGUGCCUCCCUUGCCAAUUCCACUAUGCCUAGAGAAAGUGUUGAAGUAAUAGAUAAGCUUCUGCAGACACAUCCCAUUGAUAUUCCCUUCCAUGAGCCCCAUCUUUAUAUGGCCAAAGCCAGAAGAACAAGUUCUGUGGCAGACUUUAAGAUGAUGGCAUUUCCUGAUCUCUGGGGGCACCACCUACCUACCUCAGCCCAGUCCAUGUUGGAACGCAAAUGUGGAGUCCAAAGGAUCAAGAUAUUUGAGGAUAUCCGGAGACUCAUCCAGCCAAGGGAUGUCAUCAAUAAAGUCGUCUUCAGUUUAGAUGAGCCUGGGCCUUUGCAAGACUUUAGUGCUUCUCAUUGCCUAAGGUUCUUCUCCAAGUUUGAGUCAGGAAAUCUUCGCAAAGCCAUCCAAGUGCGUGAGUUUGAGUAUGACUUGUUGCUUAAUGCUGAUGUGAACACCACCCAGCACCAGCAAUGGUUCUACUUCAAGGUGAGCGGUAUGAGAGCUGCUGUCCCUUAUCGUUUCAACAUCAUCAACUGUGAGAAGCCCAACAGCCAGUUUAACUACGGGAUGCAGCCAACCAUGUAUUCAGUGAAGGAGGCUCUUCUUGGCAGACCCACCUGGGUACGGACGGGCUCUGAAAUCUGUUAUUACAGAAAUCAUUACCGCCUGAAUGCAGCUGCCAAGGGAGGAGCAUCUGGGAAGUGUUAUUACACCCUCACCUUUGCUGUCACCUUCCCGCACAAUGAGGAUGUCUGCUACCUGGCCUACCACUAUCCCUACACCUAUACAGCUCUCAUGACUCACCUUGACAUCCUGGAAAAAAGUAUCAACCCCAAGCAGGUCUACUUCCGGCAGGAGGCUCUCUGCCAGACCUUGGGAGGGAAUCCAUGUCCAUUGGUGACCAUCACAGCCAUGCCUGAGUCAAACAGUACUGACCAUCUAGCGCAGUUCCGGCAACGUCCAUACCAGGUGAUCACUGCCCGAGUUCACCCAGGAGAGAGCAAUUCCAGUUGGGUAAUGAAGGGGGCUUUGGAGUUCCUGGUCAGCAGUGACCCGGUGGCUAGACUGCUGAGGGAAAAUUUCAUUUUCAAGAUCAUCCCUAUGCUCAACCCAGAUGGUGUCAUCAAUGGCAAUCACAGAUGCUCACUGAGAGGGGAGGAUCUGAACAGGCAAUGGCUCUUGCCCAGUGCUCAUCUCCAGCCCACAAUUUACCAUGCAAAAGGACUCCUCUACUACCUGAGCAGUAUUGGCCGAAGCCCCGUGGUCUUCUGUGAUAUCCAUGGCCACUCCCAAAAGAAGAAUGUGUUUCUUUAUGGUUGUAGCAUCAAAGAGACCUUGUGGCAAGUGGGGCGCCCUGUGAGCACAUCUGCUGUCCUGGAGGAUGUCAGCUACAGGACUCUUGCCAAGAUCCUUGAUAAGCUAGCACCGGCAUUCACAAUGGGCAGCUGCAGCUUCCUCGUGGAGAAAUCCCGAGCCUCCACGGCCAGGGUUGUGGUGUGGCGAGAAAUGGGGGUGUCCAGAAGCUAUACCAUGGAGAACAGCUUCUGUGGCUGCAACCAAGGCCCCUAUAAGGGUCUACAGUUUGGUACCGGAGAACUGGAGGAAAUGGGAGCCAUGUUCUGCUUGGGCCUCCUCAUCUUGGAACUAAAAUCCAUAAGCUGUAGUCAUCAGCUCCUGGCCUGUGCAGCAACUUUGUUGAAUGUAGAGGAACGAGCUCUGUACCACCACCUCCAGAGAUGCAGUCUUUCCACAGCUAACAGCAAUAACAACACUGCAGAGCUGGAUGACGAACCCCCUUGCUUGGAGGAGAUCGAUUACAACACAGACAGCAGCUUAAACCAGGAAGGGAGCCUCUUGGAGCUGGACCGGCAGAUCCAAGAGUGCGCCUUCGACAAGGAGGAGAGAGAAGAAGAUGAGGGAACAGGGCAGGAAGAAAAGCCGUCCCAAAGCCCUGAGCUUCAUGGCGAGUCAUGUGUCUCCAACCAUUGGACUAGCAACUAUGACUCUACUUCUCCAUCUGAGAUGCACAGUGUAUGUGCCCAUAGAAAAAGCAGGCCCAUGUGAGCUCAGCAACCCCAUUUCCGGGUUUCUUUCGAGUUCC